This is a messenger RNA of Adineta steineri, 1309 nucleotides long. NCBI's taxonomy places the organism in Eukaryota, Metazoa, Rotifera, Eurotatoria, Adinetida, Adinetidae. The record is from the annotation of a GenBank genome assembly.
AUGAACACAGCAACUUUGCCAGUUUCUCUCUUACAAGAUUCAAAUACUUCACUCGUAAUUAAUCAAUCAUGGUUUAUUCCUCUCGAUAUUCUAUUACUUACAUGUCUUUUUCUAGCCAUUCUCAUGUCUUUAUUAUUUUUCUUUAUUGUUUUAGCCGAUAAAACAUGUCACACAGUUCCUCUUAUACUUGUUACUCAUUCGUGUUUUGCUAGUUUUUUAUUAACGAUUAUUUUAUUCUGGGCGACAAUUAUUACUUUUCAUAAUGAUCUUCAACAAAUUUAUUAUCAAGAUUUAUUUUGUAUUUUUCGAGGUUAUAUGACUUAUGUAACUUUUUUUGGAUUAUAUUAUUCUUAUUUUUUACAAUCAAUUUAUAGUUAUAUAACAGUUAUUUAUCCGACUCGUUUAUUUUGGCGAUCAAUGAAAAUUCAAUUUUUUCUCAUUAUUUUAAUAUGGAUAUUUGCUUUUAUUUUUGCAUGUCCCGUUAUAGUUGCUAAUGAAAUAAAAUAUCUUAUUGAUGAUCAAGUAUGUCAAAUGCCAUUUCAUCUUUCUAUCGUAACAAUUUAUAAUAUAGUUUAUAUUUAUAUAAUACCAAUAAGUGGUAUUAUGUUUAUUUAUUUGAAAUUAAUUCGAUAUGUUAGAGAAAUGAAUAAACGUGUUACAUUAGUAAAUACAUUAUUACGUGCACAAAGAGAAUUAAAAAUGGUUUAUCGAAUAGUUAUACUUAUAUCAAUUUUAUUAAUACUUAGUGUACCUUAUACAAUAUUUGUUUUCAUGGGAUUUUUUACUUUAACACCAAAAUAUAGUUUUCGUAUUGCUCUGACAUUUGCCGAGGCAUCAUUAGUAUUUGUCAUGAUUGCUUUAUUUAAAUUUACUGAACCAGUUCGAACAUCAUUUAUGAAAAGCCUCACAGUCAAAUUUAACAUUCACAUAUGUGAGAACAUUGCUCAAUAUAGUGAAUGUUCAACAAAUAGUGCUUGUGGUUGUUUCCAUAGGAUAGGUAUCAAUGAUGAUACAGGUGUUUGUGGUUUUCUUUGGCCAACAUGUUCUCGUCUUUUACGGUGCAAUUCUUCAGACAAUUCAUAUCCUCAAUCAAAUACGAUCUGUGUUCCACAUCCUCGAUGGCAUAAUCUUCCUCAAUGUUAUCCAGUGGCAAUGAUAAGUGAGUAGAUCGAUGAAUGAUAGAUGUGUGUAACGAUAAAUUUGAUCUAUUUUAGAUAAGACCAAUUCUAAAUGGAAGCAAAAUGAGAUAACUGCUGCUGAAAGAAAUGAGUUUAGAAAUCAAGUAAAUCAACUGUUGAGGGUGUGGAUG